This is a messenger RNA of Pecten maximus, 1409 nucleotides long. RefSeq names its product brevican core protein-like. The record is from RefSeq and is a predicted model, not a curated record. Bases 388 to 1248 code for a protein of 286 amino acids. The transcript is spliced from 5 exons. NCBI's taxonomy places the organism in Eukaryota, Metazoa, Mollusca, Bivalvia, Pectinida, Pectinidae.
CCAUUUUGUAUAACUUUUACCAUAGCGAUGUCGACAGCGGUCGCCUCUCCACAUUACAUAAGCUGUUGCAGCAAAUUAGUGAUGCUGGCUACACCGGCAAUAUACGUUGUGAUUGGUGCAGACAAAUCUGUGAUGACGUUAAUCGCUACAGUACGGACACAACCCUACACCGAUAUCAAUGCAUUUACACUGUGGGCCUCUCGCCACAUACUUAACAACAAGUUAGGCAGACAGGCCUGUUAUCUCUUUGGAAAGGAAAUAAGUAUCAUAUCAUUGUUGGAUCACUUAUUUGUCAUCUACAAGACGCAGUCUGCUAUACGGCAUCCAUUAGCUUGAAAGUCCAUAUAUAAGGAACAUUUAAAGGGUGUAGGUCUCCAUUUAUUUGGGAUGAAAAUCCGUGAGAUGCUAUUUGACAUUUCCUUUGGUAUAACGAUGUGCAAUGUCAUAUUACAUUUUCUUAUACUGACUCAGAUUCCUUUCCUCAAAACAGUUUUAUUCGUGGAUGGACAUGGUAUGUGUGCUAGCAGUGAACACGAUGACAUGGACUCAAACAAGUUCUAUACAUCCUUUAUGCGCCUGGAUACUAUUGGAGUGUUACAGUGCAUCAAGGUAUGUAAGAGAUACAAACUGUGUGAGAAAAUCCACCACAAUCGAGAGCAACUAACGUGUGACCUGAUGAUGCCGUUUGAGGAAAAGGGCAACGAGACGUCACUUUUGGAUGUACAAUCUGUAAAGACUAACAGCUCUAGCUGCGACAGUUGUUCCGAGACUGAAGCUUGUAUCGACACGAAGAAUGGCAGCCAUGUUUGUCUUGCUCAAGAUCCAUGUCCUAACCCCGACUGGGUGCGUUAUAACCGAAAGUGUUACUUCUUUCCCGGAAGCGAAAUGUUGGCAGAUGAUGGCGCGGUGUUUUGUAACUCAAUGAAUGCCACACUUGUGAGAAUUGACAACGACGAGGUGCACAAUUUUCUCAUAUCGGAAAUGACAAAACGGGGAAUGACAAGUAUGUGGAUUGCUGCAAACGACAGGGCUUUGGAAGGCCAUUUUGUGUGGGGGCCUGGGGAUGUAGUAUUGAAUGCAAGGUGGAAACCUGGUCAACCGAACGAUAUAAAUAAUCAGGACUGUGUCGCUUUAGGACUUCAAACGCAGACAUGGAAUGAUUUGGAAUGCACAACACAUUAUGAGAAGUAUGCCGUGUGCGAAGUUCGAUACACAAUGUUUGGUCCAUUCAUCAGAGGACACAUCUAAAAAGGCUGCUUCCUGUUACCUCCUUUAUCAAGAGAACAUAACAGGGUAAAAUACCAUCCUUCUCCACCCUGUUUAUCUUUCUCAUCUCUGUCGUCUCCUUCUCUCUCCUGUUAUAUCUUUCUUCUCUCUCUUCUUCUCUCUCUUGUUAUAUUUUCUCUCUC